AUGAGCCAGCGCCAGCGCCGCAGCGGCCCGCGGGCCGACAUGGCCCCCGAGAUCGCCGCCGCCGCGGGCUUCGUGUCCGGGCUGCUGCGCGCGCGGGGCUGCGUGAGCGAGCAGCGGCUGCAGGUGUUCAGCGGCGCGCUGCGGGAGGCGCUCGCAGAGCACUACAAGCACCACUGGUUCCCCGAGAAGCCCUUCAAAGGCUCCGGCUACCGCUGCAUCCGCAUCAACCACAAAAUGGACCCCAUCAUCAGCAAGGCGGCGAGCCGCAUCGGACUGAGCCUCCCGCAGCUCUACCAGCUGCUGCCCAGCGAGCUCACGCUCUGGGUGGACCCCUACGAGGUGUCCUACCGCAUCGGCGAGGACGGCUCCAUCUGCGUCUUGUACGAAGCGGCGGCCGCGAAGGCCGGCAGCUCCUGCGGGAUGCUCGCCUGCAAGAACCAGAUGAUGCUGGGGCGCACCAGCCCUUCCAAAAACUACAUCAUGACCGUCUCCAGCUAAACACUCCUCUUGUCCUCACGCCGCCGAGACACAGGCUACUGUAUACCUCACCCGAGGAUCUAUUUUUAAGAUGAAGAGCUAUUUAUAUUUUUUAAAAAAAUCCAAGAAAAUCCAAAAUUAAAAUAUUGGGCGCUGCUUUGGACAGAAGCAGUGCCCCAGGUGCCUUUUUUUUAAAGCUGUUGCAAGCUUAUGAGUUUUUAUUAUGAAGCCGAUAUCUACCUAAUGAGUAUUGGAUGGCAAUUUUAGUGGGCUGGCUUGCUCACUCRGGCAGCUUGGAAUGGAGGAAGAGGGGGAAGAGCAGCACUGGGAAGCAUGGCUUGGUGCUGGGAGGUGGCUGUGUUGCCUGGUCCCAGUACCCAACMGUGCUGCUGUGUCACCAAGUAUCGCAGUAUUGUUGGGGAAGGGAUGAGGGAGGUGCUGUUUCCCUCGCUAACCCCCCACUUCCCAGCUGGGCUGAACUCUGGGACCUGGAUGUGGCAUCUGGGGGGACCUUUCCUAGCCUCAGGGCUUGGUGGUACUAGGGAUCCCUCUCCUUGCUUUCCCCUAUYUUCUCUGGACCUGCUGGAUUCUGCAGCUCUGCUCUGCCCCGUUCCUGAUGUGAACCAAUGGGACAUGGGGCCACCCCAACCUCUGCAUCUGUCAGAAAAGGCCCCUGGGGAUGUGGGUGCCCUGUGAAAUGGAGCACAGCAGAGAUGCACGGAGGGCCCGGCUGUCCRGAGAAGGUUCCUGGGAUGAGCAUUCCCAUUGCUGGGGUGGUCCUGGCAGUUCCAAAGCUUUUUCAAGGCUGAGAUUUUGGGUGCUACGGUGUCAUGGCAUUUUUAAAUUCAAACACUUCCCCCUCUUCCUCCGAGUAAGCGGCGAGUGGCUGAUGGUGGGAGCUGUGCCUGGUGCCAAAGGGGCAUCGGCWGGUUCUGGUUUCUUUGGUAUCUAAGUGUUUUGCACAACUGCUGUCUGCUCCGUGCUUUGCCUGUUCAAGUGGAAUCUGGSAGUCCUCAUGGUACGUGCGGCUGGGGAGACUUGCCGGAGCGCUCAGGAUUUGGCCCUUCACCUGCUCUGGCAAYUGCUGACAGGGUGGGAACGGCAAGUGCUGCCCGAGACCUUUAUCUGCCUGUUGGGAAUGAGCCUUUACCAGGACGCUCCAUGUCCAUUGCCUUUAUAAUGACCCACGGUAAUCCAGGGAGAAGUGACCUGAAACCCAGGGCAUUGACGUGGUUUGGUCUAACGAAACUUCUCCGAUUUGUUUCCCAGCUCUUGUUUCUAGCCUUCCUUUCUGACCUGGCAGCUGACUGGCAUAACCAGAGUUGUUCUUUCCCAGUCUUUGAGUCAAGUUCUCAAACAUUUGUGCAAUAUAUUUCCAAAUCUUGGAUGCUCUGGGAGAGGAAGGAAGCCUCCCAGUUGCCACAGUUCUUAGCUUGUUUAUUUUAAGCRUAUAAGAAAAUCCAGCUGAGCUUCCCAACUCUCCAAUUACUUAUGUGAGAAGCUAGGUCUGGAUUUUUGUAGUUCUGAAUCAUGAAUUGUUGAACUGGAAAACCAGCCUCGAUUGUUUUAUCCUGUAAAGAUGCCAAGGGGUGAGUUGCUUGUCCUUGAGCAGUAAUAGCAGACUAGUGCUGAAGCUGCAUCACUUCCUUCUACGUCACUUCUCACAACAGCAAAGCAGAAGCUGCAGCGAAGCACUGGGGCUUUUCCCUUGGUGAAAUUGUGCAAUAGGUAACGUCGCAAAGAAGGGCAUAUUGGGGAACUUCCAAAAAGUAAACUACACUUUCCUUUAUUUCAAGGAGGAGAGCUCCAAAUGCUGUUUGGAGACCUUGUUUUUCACCUGGUUGUGUGGAAAGCCUGGGAUGAGACGUGCAGCGUGUCCAGGACAAACUGUGUGCUUGGCUGGGUGGGGAGUUUCCCAAUGGCUGGUACUUCCUUGGGUUGUCAUUUCUUAUGGUCGAUGUGGUCUUUUAAGGUUACCCUCAUACUCUUCCUUCUGUCUCGACAGAAGAGUUUGUGGCCAACCAGCCCACGCUCAGAGGAAUAUUCUGCGAGGGCUUUUACUGUGCCCCUGUUCUCAAAGCAAAAAUAACCAAACCUCAUUCUCUUUGUCCCUGGCAUGGAGGAGUUGUGACAUUUAAAAAGUGUCUUGUAUUUUUAGCUUCAAAAMCAACCAAACGUGGGUGUAAUUCAUUUCUCUUGUAGCUGGUUACCUGUAAAAGCUGUGAAUUAGUGUGCUCUGUUGCCUUCUGCCUAUAAGCCUGGUAGCCUUGUUUGCAGAGC
This is a messenger RNA of Nothoprocta perdicaria, 2757 nucleotides long. RefSeq names its product BTG anti-proliferation factor 2 (gene BTG2). Lineage: Eukaryota; Metazoa; Chordata; Aves; Tinamiformes; Tinamidae. The transcript is spliced from 2 exons. Gene Ontology annotation, cellular component: nucleus; cytoplasm. The record is from RefSeq and is a predicted model, not a curated record. Gene Ontology annotation, biological process: negative regulation of mitotic cell cycle; negative regulation of cell population proliferation. The coding region runs from base 1 to 498 and encodes 165 amino acids.